AUGUCAGGCCAAUACAGUGGAGUUCAGGCACGAAUAAAAGAAAUUAAUCCACUUGUUUAUUAUGUACCAUGUAGCGCACACUCGUUAAAUUUAGUUGGCAUAUCUUCUGCUGAAAGUUGCUCACAAGCAUCAAUGUUUUUUGGAUUUAUACAACAAUUAUACAACUUCUUUUCCGCAUCAACGCAUAGAUGGUCAAUUUUGCAAUUAAAUAUGAAACAUAAUGCUAAUACAAUUAAGAGUUUAUCGAAUACUAGGUGGUCGGCUCGCGCAGACGCAUGUCGAGCAUUAUAUAAUUCGUGGGACGAAAUUAUUAAUGCAUUGGUCACUAUCAAGGAUGACAUUUUCGAAAAAUGUGCUACGCGAAAUGAAUCAAAUGGUCUUUAUAAUCAAAUGCAAAAAUUAGAAACAUCAUUUAUGGUAAUUUUCUGGAAUUAUAUAUUAGAACGAUUUAAUGCAUCAAAUAAGCAACUACAAUGUGUUGAAAUUGGAAAUGAUAAAGUUUCUCAAAUUUAUACAUCACUUAUUAAUCUAGUACAAAAAACCCGAGAUAAUUUUAAUGAAUAUGAAACUAAAGCUAAAAAAAUAUCAAAGAUUACAGAGUACAAUGUUGAUAUAACUCGACAAAAAAAAAAAAAAAUACACUUCGAUGAAAAAGCUGAACAAACUGAGUUAAGUGGUGGAGAUAAAUUUCGAGUUGAAACAUUUUACGUUAUUAUUGAUAAAAUUACUAAUGAACUUGAAAAAAGACACCAGUCCUACAAAACGUUUUGUGAUUUAUUCGAAGUACUACUAAAAAUUACAUCUUUAAAUUCUUUGAAAAUAGUUGAGUCCGCCGAGAAAUUGCAAAAAAUGUACCCGAAUGAUUUGGAUAAUACAUUUUCGUCAGAAUGCUUACAUUUGCAAUCUUAUUUACUGAAUAGUAAUAUCGAUAUUGACAUCAAUAUUUUAACUCCAAUCACACUGUGUCAGUAUUUGAGAGAAAAAUCUUUACAUAUUGAAAUAUUUCCAAAUGUUGACACUGCAUUAAGAAUUUUCAUAAGUGUACCAGUAUCCAAUUGUACUACCGAGAGAUCAUUUUCAUGCCUCAAACGUGUAAAAAACUACUUAAGGUCCACUCAAAAUGAUGAGAAGUUAAACAGCUUAGCAUUAUUCUCUAUAGAAAAUGAAAUGUUAAAAGAAUUGAAUUGCGAGGAUUUAAUUGACGCAUUUGCCAAAACCAAAUGUCGACGUAAACCGAUCGUUUAA
Messenger RNA from Macrosiphum euphorbiae (potato aphid), 1245 nucleotides. NCBI's taxonomy places the organism in Eukaryota, Metazoa, Arthropoda, Insecta, Hemiptera, Aphididae. The record is from the annotation of a GenBank genome assembly.